Messenger RNA from Plasmodium coatneyi, 2394 nucleotides. RefSeq lists its product as uncharacterized. Gene Ontology annotation, biological process: DNA replication initiation; DNA replication. Gene Ontology annotation, molecular function: DNA replication origin binding. NCBI's taxonomy places the organism in Eukaryota, Apicomplexa, Aconoidasida, Haemosporida, Plasmodiidae. Bases 1 to 2394 code for a protein of 797 amino acids. The record is from RefSeq and is a predicted model, not a curated record. Gene Ontology annotation, cellular component: nucleus; nuclear origin of replication recognition complex. The transcript has a single exon.
AUGCAUAAGUUGGCGAACAACGACAGUGACAUAAACUCCGACGACUGCAACGAAACGGCCAAGGAGUGCAUUUACGGGUUCAGCUCUCCGAAGAAGCAGAGGCGUGGUGGCAGCCACGACGAUGCCGACUCGGAUGCAGAUGCGGUUGGUUAUGACGAUGCCAGUUGUGAUACUGGUGCAAAUUGCGAUGACCGUGACGACCGCAACAGUCGAGAGAGGCACGCGGACGAGGCCCCAACGGAUGGGCCAGGCCAGAUGAACAUUUCCGGCCUGCACAAAAAUGAACAGGAUUGCAAACCGGGGGGUGCGAAUGACGCAGAGGAGGAAACGAAUGAUGAAUACACGGAGGAGAGCGACGACGAAGACACCUUCGACGAGGAGGACGCUGCACAGAGUGGAUCGCACAAAGAUGGUGCAAUACCGCACGAGAAUGACCAAUCAUCCAACGCUUCGCAUGAUUCGCAUGAUUCACAUGAUCCGUGCGAUCCGCACGACCCCGGAGAUGAACUCUACGACGCAGAACUGAACGAAAUGAUCGACCAGGAGUACUUCAGAGAGCUCAUCCCAGCCAUCCCCCACGAUACCCUCCAGGCAUACAUCACCUGUUUGAAAAUUUUCGGUUUUGAAAGGGAAGUCCAACUGCACCGAUUAGUUAACCUUCUCGGUGAUUUGAGGGAUCCCAUUUCUGUUAUUCAGGUGCUAGGUCUACCAGGCAUGGGAAAAACAAAAGUUGUGAAAAGUUUUGUGAAGCUGAAGAACGUGCCCUUCGCGUAUGUAAACUGUUUAAUGGCUCUAUACCAAUCUGGUAAGUCUGCAAAGAAUGUGAUUUACCACACAAUUCUAAAGGACCUGAGCAAAAAUCUGUUGCAUGAAUUCGAGGAAUAUAAGAAGUCAAAUGGCUUCACAAAUUAUUCAUACGAUCCGACCAAGUUAGUUCCAAACCAUGUGUCCAACACUGAUGUGUUUUUUAAUGUUCUGCAUAAGCUCUUGUCCUUUCGGCCUGAGGAUGGCAGAGCAGGGGGGGAUGCAUCUCCGGGGAAGAAACGUCGCCAUGGUGCCGGUGCAAACGCAUCAGAUGAACCGAACAAAGGGAUGACAUCCCCAAAGCAGCACCUCCACAAAGACAACCUGUACGACCGAUCAGUUGUCUUCAUCCUCGAUAACGUGCGCUAUUUAGUAAGAACCCACCCAGAUUUAUUCUACGCUUUGACAAGAAUCCACGAAUAUAUUAGAGGCCCUUACAACGACAUGACUAAGGCGAAUAAGACGACGAGGGGGUUAUGCAUCAUCCUGAUAAAUCGAUCCCCACUGCCGGAUGAAAUUUUUGACGGAUUGCCACAACCCCCAACUGUCUGGUUUGAUUCUUACACAGCGGAUAUGUGCAAAAAUAUUCUCUACCGACUUUACAACACCAUGUGCUUCGAAUCGCUGCUCACACACAACGACAAGGAGUUGAAGAUCUACUGUGUAAAGGAAAACAAAACAGAAUUCCUAAUCAGAAGGAAGAACGUCAUCCUAGACAACGAAGUCAUUUGUGACAUCUGGUGCAGAUACGUAGACUACAUCAUUAAUGUGUCGUAUAAAGACUACAAGAGCGAUUUCCAUGAGCUGCUUUUUAUAUGCGCCCAUAUGUGGCCUCUUUUUAUAAAACCCAUCCUAGAGGGCACCUUAGAACCCAUCGUAGAAAAUAUGAACGCUUUGCAGAGAAAUAUAGACACACAUAUCCGAGUGGCUACCUACAACCAUGCUAGCCAUUUUACAUUCGAAUUAAUUGAUUCCGUUUUUUUGAACGAAAAUAAUUUAAAAAACAAAGUUGACUUAUCGUUCUAUUCAAGAGUUCUACUUGUAGGGGCAUAUCUAGCUUCUAGAAAUUUACCCCUAACGGAUAAGCGUUUUUUCAACGCCACUGUGAAGGGAGGUGCCUUUACCCUACCCAAGAAGAGAAAAGGCAGAAGUAAAAAUGAAUCCAUUUUAACCCUAAUCGGUCAGGCGAUUCCAAAAAAUUUCACCUUCAUAAGAUGGGUAUGCAUAACAGACUGCCUUCUCGUUUGCUUCUUCAACGAAAAGCUAACCAUGAACAGUCUUAUCUGCCACCAAAUAAAUACCCUCAUUCAGCUCGGAUUUAUCAGCUUCUGUUCUUCCAACAAUAUGUCCUGCUUGGUCCGUAAUAGCUUGAUGAAUGGAGUGCAGUGGAGUGGCUACUGUGGCAGUGCGUUGCUAAACUCCACCAACAAUUUUUCCUCCCUUGGGAGUAACAUCUUUUCUGAUGGCGCAAACGCAGGAUCGUACGAAUCGUUGGACCCCUACACCAAGCUGGUCAUUCAGGUACCAGAGGACACCAUCCGCAGCAUCGCCAGGGAUCUGAAGAUCCCCCUCGAUGAAUUGAUUCUGUGA